Messenger RNA from Penicillium brevicompactum, 309 nucleotides. RefSeq lists its product as uncharacterized. Gene Ontology annotation, molecular function: protein dimerization activity; DNA binding. Lineage: Eukaryota; Fungi; Ascomycota; Eurotiomycetes; Eurotiales; Aspergillaceae. The record is from RefSeq and is a predicted model, not a curated record. The coding region runs from base 1 to 309 and encodes 102 amino acids. The transcript is spliced from 2 exons.
AUGACCGCCAUAAAUUCUACCAGGCCUAAAGACGUCACCUCGAAAAGAAAAUUGAUGCGGCAAAAACGAUGCCGUCGCAAAACCAGUCUGAUGAAAAAGGCAUGCGAAUAUAGUAGAAUGUGCGGCGCAGAUGUAUGCGUGGGAAUUCGAAUCCGAGAGACGGGCCAGGUACAUAUCUUAUCAGCGGAUACUUCGGGAUUUUGGGCUUUCCUUGGCUCGCAAUUAAACUCUUACUAUCCAGCCCCGAUGCUAGUGACAGAUCAGGAUAUGCAGCAGGGUGAAAAUAACACGCUGCAAAAGCCUACAUGA